AUGUAAAUGUUUUUACAUUCCUGUGAGUUCAGAUCCGCGAAAUAAUUGUGGUCCAACAGCACAACGUGUCACCCUCUUAUUAUUCACCUGGUGUUUUCACACAGCCUGAGCAUUGAUGUCAGCCAAGCAUGCCAAGCCCAACUUCAGUCAAUCUCAGGUGUCUGAGGUGCUGAAGAGGCUCUUCAGGGUGACGGCAUCAGAAAUUCGCUCUUUGCCCAGCUACGAUGACCAAAACUUCCACGUGGUGCCAGUGGACGGUGGUGAGUACGUCCUAAAGAUCAUGAAUGCAGAGGACAGCAAGAACCCCGCCCUGAUUGAGGUGCAAACGCAUGCCAUGUCCUUCCUGUACCAGAAUGGACUUCCUGCCCAAACAGCCAUGCCCACUGCCUCAGGGCAGCUCAUGAGUCUGGAAGAAAUAGAUUGUGGCUAUGGCUGCCAGAAGUACCUGGUGCGGCUGCUGACUUAUUUGCCUGGAACUACAAUUUCCAAGGUUCCUUUGACACCACAGUUAUUGUAUGAAACUGGCAAGACAGCAGCCAGAAUGGACCUAAUCCUGCAAGAGAUGGAACACCCUCAACUUAGUGUGCUGCAGAGGGAGAACUUCAAAUGGAGUCUGUCAAAUUUUACCAUGCUGGAAGCAUUCCUCAGUGUAUUAGAUGGAGAUCCUCUUCAGGAGGUGGUUAAGUCUGUCAUUCAUCAGUAUAAGAGCUCUGUGGUACCGAAACGCUCUGGUUUCCGCAAGUGCAUUAACCAUGGCGACUUCAAUGACCUCAAUGUGCUUGUGCAACCUGACGAGAGCGACGGCUACAAGAUUUCUGGCAUCCUUGACUUUGGGGACAUGAACAGCGGCUACUACAUCCACGAGCUCGCCAUCGCUAUUAUGUACAUGAUGACGGAGCACCCGAACCCCAUUGAGGUGGGUGGACCAGUCCUUGCGGGCUGGGAAAGUGUCCUUCCUCUCAAUGAGGCGGAGAGAGAAUGUCUCUAUGUGCUGGUGCUGUCCCGUUUCUGCCAGUCUUUGGUUUUAGCUCGCCACUCUGUGACCUUGCAUCCAGAGAACGCAGAGUAUCUGAUGAUUUCAUCCAAGAGGGGCAUCUUCAUUCUCCGUCAGCUCUGGGAGCUCAGGAAGGAGCAGGUGGAGAAGGUGUGGUUUGAGAGUGCUGCCCAGUUCAGUGACAGAAAGUGACAGUAAGGGAAGCCAUUCACAAAUUUGACAGUGUUAUGAUCAUGACCUGAAAACACCUGUAUGUAUUUUCACAGUUAAAAUUACCCUUGAUGGUAACAAUGGAUUAUGUACUUUAGUACAAGUGCAAUAUAGUGAGUAACUCCAUAAGUAAUUCAGGACUCAUCGUGCAUAGUAAUUAAGUGAACAAUACCUAAGCAGUCACUAUUUUUAAGAAACUGAACCAUGUUUAAUAAGUGCCUAAAGUCAACAGGGAUUAUACACAUCACAGAGAUUGUGUACCAAGGUGCUCUUCUGAGUGGUAACAGGCCACUUGGAUGGAUAGUGGACUAAUUUUAUCACAUCUGACCAAACCAGAUAUGAUUUACUAAAGGCAGGUAAAUCUAAAUGGUGCAGGCAAUGUCUGAGUUAGAAAUCCUUCCCUAUUUACUACAGAAUGCAGUGUAUUUACUGUCCAUCAAUUUCAUGUUUUCGCGCUGGCGAUAGCAUGCCUUCCAUCUGUCCAUUUGUCUGUUCGUCGUUCCCUCCCAUUUUCUUGAACACAAUAUCUCAGGAACACCUUGAGGGGAUUCCUCAAGCACGAGCGUUGAGUUGGACUCAUGGAUGAAUUGAUUCAAUUUUGGUGGUCAAAGAUUGAGGGAUGAUGUGAUUGUAUUUUGUAUCCAAAAGUCAAUGGUCAACUUUACUGUGACUUCAUGCUGUAUUGAUUUGUAAGAGUCCAUCCUCUUCACUUGCUGAGUCUGUAACAUAAUGUAAUGAUGCCUUAAGUGGGUCCAGAUUUUAACAGUUUAAUACUUUUAUACUGGAACAGUUAUCUCAAUAAACAAAAGAACAAUUUCUUAAA
Molecule: messenger RNA, 2027 nt
Organism: Lates calcarifer (barramundi perch)
Lineage: Eukaryota; Metazoa; Chordata; Actinopteri; Centropomidae
Gene: hykk.2
Product: hydroxylysine kinase, tandem duplicate 2
Exons: 5
Coding region: 116-1186 (356 amino acids)
Molecular function (GO): amino acid kinase activity
Source: RefSeq, a predicted model, not a curated record